Messenger RNA from Leptinotarsa decemlineata (Colorado potato beetle), 1543 nucleotides. Its product is annotated as mitochondrial glycine transporter A. Gene Ontology annotation, molecular function: glycine transmembrane transporter activity. Gene Ontology annotation, biological process: glycine import into mitochondrion. NCBI's taxonomy places the organism in Eukaryota, Metazoa, Arthropoda, Insecta, Coleoptera, Chrysomelidae. Gene Ontology annotation, cellular component: mitochondrial inner membrane; mitochondrion. The record is from RefSeq and is a predicted model, not a curated record.
UCAUUACAGUUAGUCUUCAUGUUAAAGCUUAGCAGAAUAGCUGUUUGUGUUUCGGUGCUCAUUCACGUUUUCUGUGUAUAUUUGUUACCUAAUUGGAUUUUUUGAAUUAUAAAUAUCAUCAAUGCAGUUCUUGAGGGUGGAAAUGAUGGCUAUUGUGAAAAAAUUUCGUGUCAAUCCUAUUUACUAUUCAGACUACUCUGAUACACUAAAGAGUUUCUGUUGAGUACUUUUACUCAAAUAAUUCUUUUUACUCGUAUUUUACGAGGAAAGAUUCAUUCAACUAAGUACCGAAGAAAGAGAUUUAAGACUUCCCGAAAGAAAUAUAGUAGCCUGUUGGCUGAAAAUGGAAAGUAUUACAAUUCAUCCCUUACUUAAAGCCUUUUUGGCUGGAUCAUUAUCUGGAACCUUCUCCACGGUACUGUUCCAACCUUUGGAUUUAGUCAAAACACGGUUGCAAAAUCCUACACCGGCACUAAUCAAUCAACAUGGAACCAUCAGCAUGUAUUCAAUUUUCUCAAAUAUACUGCAGCAAGAACAUGUUCGUGGGUUAUGGAGAGGAAUGACACCGUCUUUAACAAGAUGCGUUCCUGGUGUGGGCCUGUACUUCUGCUUCUUGGACUAUAUAAAGUCACAUUACUUCCGAGGUAAAACACCCAAUCCUAUGGAGUCUGUAACCAUGGGAGUCAUAGCCCGAGCCAUGAGUGGAGCAGCUUUAAUACCUAUCACUGUGGUGAAAACAAGAUUCGAAAGUGGUGUGUAUGGCUACGAUGGAGUCUUUCCUGCUUUGAGGGAAAUAUAUCGUACUGAAGGAAUUAGGGGUAUGACCUGUGGAUUAGUACCAACCCUAUUUCGAGAUGCACCUUUUUCAGGCCUCUAUUUGAUGUUCUAUACCCAAUCAAAACUAGUAGUUCCUCAAGAAAUGCUGAAUUCCAAUUAUGCAUCUCCAAUUCAUUUUACUUGUGGAGUAGUGGCUGGGAUUUUGGCUUCUGUUGUAACACAACCCGCGGACGUUCUCAAAACCAAAAUGCAACUCUACCCAAACCAGUUCAAUGGUUUGUGGUCUGUAGUAAUUUACGUUCACACUAAAUACGGUUUACCAGGGUAUUUCAAAGGCAUGGUACCAAGAAUGUUGAGAAGAACAUUAAUGGCAGCAAUGGCUUGGACAAUGUACGAGCAAUUGUCUCAAGCGAUGGGGCUGAAGUAGCACGUAGUGAGUUUUGUAGACUAGGUUUGAUAGCCUGGCCUACUUUGGAUCGUUUAUAUAACACUGCAGAUAGUUUGAGGAAUAAUUCAAAUUUGCUGUAGAAGCAAUUCCAAGCAUGGUCUGUCAGAUUGAAAAUUGUUUUAAAAAAAGAAAAAGUGACUUACUUCACAUGGAUAUAUUUCAAACUCUGAAAUAAAUUAUUAUGUGCUACUUCACCAAUUUACCAAAAUAUUAUUUUUAGGGAUGACACAAUAUUACAGUAUUGUUUCAUAGUGAUGUGAUAUUUGUUACCAUAGUUUAUAUGUAUAUACAUUAGAAAUAAAUUAUUUUAAAGAAACA